This is a messenger RNA of Maylandia zebra (zebra mbuna), 2554 nucleotides long. NCBI's taxonomy places the organism in Eukaryota, Metazoa, Chordata, Actinopteri, Cichliformes, Cichlidae. The record is from RefSeq and is a predicted model, not a curated record.
CUGUCCCUUUGGGUGUGCUUUUGUCCACCAUUCUCUGGAAAUAUUUUCGAUUAUAACUGAUGUGAAAAGAGCGCACUUGUUGUCGCACUGAUACAGUUUGGACUGUUAAACGUUUUCGAGUGUUUUUCUUUGUAUUUUUUGUCCAAAGAUGGCACACAGUAGAAAUUCGGUGGCGGGCCUGCUAUACAGCUUUGCUUUCUUUCUUCAAUCCUUUCUCUUCGGCUAUGGAGAUGUGAGCUAUUCUUUUCCCGAGGAAAUGAAGACCGGAUCUGUCAUAGGAAAUGUAGCAAGGGACCUCGGACUGAACGUGGGGGAAUUAUCUGUUCGAAAGGCCCGCAUUGACAGCGAUCUGAACCGUAAACGGUAUUGUGACAUAAAUCCAAGCACUGGCGAUUUAAUUGUAGCUGAGAGGAUUGAUAGAGAGGCUCUUUGUGGCGAAAAGGCAUCUUGCAUCCUCAAAUCUGAAUUGGUCUUAGAGGCGCCACUUGUGUUACAUCGAAUUUCAUUACAAAUACAAGAUAUCAAUGACAAUCAACCUGUUUUUGCGAAAGACGAAAUAAAAAUAGAAAUCAAUGAAUUGGCUGUAAAGGGAUCCCGUUUCCGUAUUUUGGAAGCACACGAUCUCGAUAUUGGACAAAACGCUGUUCAAAGAUAUGUGUUGCAGACUAACAGUUAUCUAGUGCUGAAAAUGCAGACUAAAUUAGAUGGAGGCAGAUUUGCUGAACUAGUGUUGCAAAAGGAAUUGGAUCGCGAGGAACAGCGGGAAUUCCGAUUACUGCUUACUGCACUGGAUGGGGGCAGUCCUAAAAGAAGUGGCACGACUACCGUGCAUGUAAUUGUCUUAGACGCUAACGAUAACGCUCCGGUUUUUAGUCAACCUGUGUAUAAAGCCAGUCUUCCUGAAAAUUCUCCUUUAUAUACUGUAGUGGUUAAAGUGGCUGCAACUGAUGCAGAUGAAGGUCUAAAUGGUAAGGUGACUUAUGAGCUAAGUCGUAUAUCAGAGACUGGCAGAAGAGCAUUUGAUUUAAAUCACAUCACAGGAGAAAUAAAGGUAAUCGGACCUUUGGAUUUUGAAGAAGAGUCCGUUUAUGAAAUGCGUGUAGAUGCUAAAGACGGAUAUGGUCUUACCUCAGACUCAAAAGUAAUAAUUGAGCUGUCAGAUGUAAAUGACAACCCACCUGGGAUUAGUUUAAAAUCACUAUCUAACCCCAUACCCGAGAGCGCGUCGCCUGGUACAGAGGUGGGCAUCAUUAACGUGCAGGACAAAGACUCUGGGAAUAACGGACAGGUUCGCUGCUCCAUCCAGCAGGGUGUCCCCUUUAAGUUGGUUCCGUCUAUUAAAAACUAUUAUUCUCUGGUCACCACGGGACAACUGGACCGUGAACUAGUGUCCGAUUACAACAUUACAAUCACUGCCACUGACGAGGGCUCUCCACCUCUGUCCUCUUCUAAAAGUGUUCAGUUAUCUGUAGCUGACAUCAACGACAACCCACCUGUGUUCGAGGAACAGUCGUACAGCGCAUAUGUGAGUGAGAAUAACAAACCGGGCUCCACUUUAUGUUCCGUUAGUGCUCGAGACCCCGACUGGAGACAGAACGGCACAGUGGUUUAUUCUCUGUUAGCUGGUGAGGUGAACGGUGCCCCGGUGUCCUCCUAUCUGUCUGUGAACGGAGACACGGGUGUGAUCCACGCUGUGAGGUCGUUUGAUUAUGAACAGUUCAGGAGUUUUAAAGUCCACGUGAUGGCCAGAGACAAUGGUUCUCCUCCACUCAGCAGCAACGUGACUGUGAGUGUUUUCAUCUCAGAUGUGAAUGACAACUCUCCUCAGAUCCUGUACCCCUCCCUGGAGGGCAACUCCUUCAUGACCGAGCUGGUCCCCAAAGCUGCACACGGAGGCUCUCUGGUGUCCAAAGUGAUCGCGGUGGACGCAGACUCAGGACAGAACGCCUGGCUGUCCUAUCAAAUAGUCAAAUCCACUGAUCCGGGACUUUUUACCAUUGGUGUCCACAGCGGAGAGAUCAGGACACACCGGGACAUUUCUGAAACUGACAGCAUGAAACAGAACCUUGUAGUGGCAGUGAAAGAUAACGGACAGCCCUCUCUGUCUGCCACCUGUUCCAUGUAUUUACUUAUUUCUGAUAACUUGGCUGAGGUGCCAGAACUGAAGGAUCUGUCUUAUAAUGAGAGCAAUUCCAAACUGACCUCUUAUCUCAUCAUCGCGCUGGUGUCUGUGUCCACGUUUUUUCUGACUUUCAUCAUCAUCAUCCUGGGUUUGAGGUUUUGUCGCAGGAGAAAGCCCAGACUGUUAUUUGACGGAGCAGUGGCCAUCCCCAGCGGUUAUCUCCCUCCUAAUUACGCAGAUGUUGAUGGCACAGGAACUUUACACAGCGCUUACAAUUAUGAUGCGUACCUGACCACAGGUUCAAGAACCAGUGACUUUAAGUUUGUGACAUCGUACAAUGACAACACGCUGCCUGCUGACCAGACUCUGAAGAAAAGUCCAUCAGACUUUGCUGAAAUGUUUGAUAAUCCAGAUGAAUCUGUAGAGAUGUGA